Mesoplodon densirostris (Blainville's beaked whale) is the source of this 1515-nucleotide messenger RNA. RefSeq names its product NME/NM23 family member 7 (gene NME7). Gene Ontology annotation, molecular function: ATP binding; nucleoside diphosphate kinase activity. Gene Ontology annotation, biological process: GTP biosynthetic process; CTP biosynthetic process; UTP biosynthetic process. Lineage: Eukaryota; Metazoa; Chordata; Mammalia; Artiodactyla; Ziphiidae. Gene Ontology annotation, cellular component: centrosome. The record is from RefSeq and is a predicted model, not a curated record. The coding region runs from base 116 to 1270 and encodes 384 amino acids. The transcript has 13 exons.
CUGUUGCCAGAGUAACUCGGCGUUGGUGUUGGUGUUGUAUACUUCCUGUCGCAACCAUACCUGUUUCCUUGUGCUGAGCUCCUGAGGUGAUGGUCAUCAAAUCUGGCUGCCUUAGAUGCUCUCCAACGUCAUCAAACAGAAUCAUAGUGAAAGAUUCGUUUUCAUUGCAGAGUGGUAUGAUCCAAAUGCUUCACUAUUUCGACGUUAUGAGCUUUUAUUUUACCCAGGGGAUGGAUCUGUUGAAAUGCAUGAUGUAAAGAAUCAUCGCACCUUUUUAAAGCGGACCAAAUAUGAAGACCUUCACUUGGAAGAUUUAUUUAUAGGCAACAAAGUGAAUGUCUUUUCUCGACAGCUGGUCCUACUUGACUAUGGGGAUCAAUAUACAGCUCGGCAACUGGGCAGUAGGAAAGAAAAAACAUUAGCCCUGAUUAAACCAGAUGCAGUAUCAAAAGCAGGAGAAAUAAUUGAAAUCAUAAGCAAAGCUGGAUUUACUCUAACCAAACUCAAAAUGAUGACACUUUCAAGGAAAGAAGCAACAGAUUUUCAUAUAGAUCAUCAGUCAAGGCCCUUUUUAAAUGAGCUGAUCCAGUUUAUCACCAGUGGUCCUAUAAUUGCUAUGGAGAUUUUAAGAGAUGAUGCUAUAUGUGAAUGGAAAAGACUUCUUGGACCUGCAAACUCUGGACUGGCCUGUACAGAUGCUCCUGGAAGCAUUAGAGCCCUCUUUGGAACAGAUGGCAUAAGAAAUGCAGCUCAUGGCCCUGAUUCUUUCGCUUGUGCUGCCAGAGAAAUGGAGUUAUUUUUUCCUUCGAGUGGAAUUUGUGGGCCAGCAAACACUGCUAAAUUUACCAGCUGUACUACUUGUUGCAUUGUUAAGCCCCAUGCCAUCAGCGAAGGACUGCUGGGAAAGAUUCUGAUGGCCAUCCGAGAUGCAGGUUUUGAAAUUUCAGCUAUGCAGAUGUUCAACAUGGAUCGAGUUAAUGUUGAAGAGUUUUAUGAAAUUUAUAAAGGAGUCGUGUCUGAGUAUAAUGAAAUGGUGACAGAAAUGUAUUCUGGCCCUUGUGUAGCAAUGGAGAUUCAACAGACUAAUCCUACAGUGACAUUUCGAGAAUUCUGUGGACCUGCUGAUCCUGAAAUUGCCCGGCAUUUACGCCCUGGAACCCUCCGAGCAAUCUUUGGUAAAACUAAGAUCCAGAAUGCUGUCCACUGUACUGAUCUACCAGAGGAUGGCCUAUUAGAGGUUCAAUAUUUCUUCAAGAUAUUGGAUAACUAGCAGUGUAGAAAGUAAAGAAGUCACAGGUUGUGGUGUUUAGACAAGAGUGAAUCACACAUGAGGAAUGUGUUCAUUCUUUUAUUGUCCAUUGUUUUAACCUGACUGAAUACAAGAUCAACAAGAGCACUGUACUCCUGGCAAUUAUGACAUAUGUUAGAACAUGGAUUUUGCACUGCAGACAACAUUUAACACCAGUCUAUGGGGUACUGCAUUGCUUUUUAUAAAGUCCAAAAUAAAGAUUUAUU